Zootoca vivipara (common lizard) is the source of this 7602-nucleotide messenger RNA. The record is from RefSeq and is a predicted model, not a curated record. NCBI's taxonomy places the organism in Eukaryota, Metazoa, Chordata, Lepidosauria, Squamata, Lacertidae.
GACACGGAGCAAUGGAUUCAAACUACAAGAAAGAAGAUUCCACCUAAACAUUAGGAAGAACUUCCUGACAGUAAGCUGUUUGGCAGUGGAAUUUGCUACCAAGGAGUGUGGUGGAGUCUCCUUCUUUGGAGGUCUUUAAGCAGAGGCUUGACAGGCAUAUGUCAAGAAUGCUUUGAUGGUGUUUCCUGCUUGGCAGGGGGUUGGACUGGAUGACCCUUGUGGUCUCUUCCAACUCUAUGAUUCUAUGAUUCUAAGAAUGCAUGCCUUCAAGAUACAAAAUGUAUUCUCUCCGCUCUUCAUAAAGUUACAAAGAGGAAAUGGCAAAAUUUAUACAGGACGAGAGUAGCCGGAGUCCAACGUAUCGUUGGAAGAUGAUGUUGAAAUAUUGCAACGAAACUUUAUUGCUGUGUUCCUUUCAGCUCCACUUCCCCUUGCAGCCUCUCUCCCGUCUUGGGUUAAUCUCCCUACACCCCAAUCAUCAUUUUUUCAUGUAAGACCAGGGGCAACAUCAGCAUUCUUCAGCAUAGGUACUUCUGCAUGACCUAGAAAGCUGAGAGUCCAAGGCAUCCCCGCAUUCCUGGAAGAAUCUCUGUCAGCAGAACACCUCUGGGCUCCUGCAGCUCUUCAGGAUGAUUGAGGAGAGCGGAAAGAGGAGGAGAACGAUGGCAGAGAAGAGGCAGCUGUUUGUGGAAAUGAGGGCUCAGAACUUCGACGUCAUCAGAUUGUCAACCUAUCGGACUGCCUGCAAACUGAGAUUUGUGCAAAAAAGAUGUAAUCUUCACCUUGUGGAUAUCUGGAAUAUGAUUGAAGCCUUCCGAGAUAAUGGCCUUAACACAUUGGAUCACAACACGGAGAUCAAUGUGUCUCGAUUAGAAACCAUCAUUUCCUCCAUCUACUACCAGCUGAACAAACGCCUUCCUUCUACUCACCAGAUCAGCGUGGAACAAUCCAUCAGCCUUCUCCUCAACUUCAUGAUAGCAGCAUAUGACAGUGAGGGCCACGGAAAGUUGACGGUGUUUUCCAUAAAAGCCAUGUUGGCAACCAUGUGCGGUGGAAAGAUUCUGGACAAGUUGAGAUAUAUCUUCUCUCAAAUGUCGGAUUCCAACGGCCUGAUGAUAUUUUCAAAGUUUGACCAGUUUCUGAGAGAGGUUCUGAAACUUCCCACAGCUGUGUUUGAAGGGCCUUCCUUUGGGUACACGGAAAACUCUGUGCGGACGUGUUUCUCCCAGCAGAAAAAGGUCAUGCUAAACAUGUUUUUAGACACGUUAAUGGCUGACCCACCGCCCCAGUGCCUUGUGUGGCUACCUCUCCUGCACAGACUUGCCCACGUUGAAAAUGUCUUCCAUCCGGUGGAGUGUUCUUACUGCCGCUGUGAGAGCAUGAUGGGCUUCCGCUACCGAUGCCAGCAGUGCCACAACUACCAGCUCUGCCAGAACUGCUUUUGGCGCGGCCACGCAAGCGGCCCUCACAGCAACCAGCAUCAGAUGAAGGAGCACUCCUCUUGGAAAUCGCCUGCCAAGAAGCUGAGCCAUGCCAUUAGUAAAUCUCUUGGUUGUGUACCCAGUCGAGAGCCUCCUCACCCCGUGUACCCGGAGCAGCCAGAGAAGCCCCUUGACCUGGCCCACACAGGCCCUUCCCGGCCCCUUGCGAACAUGAAUGAUGCCAUGGUGACCCACAUGUCCUCCGGAGCCCCGACUCCAACGAAAAGGUUGCACUACAGCCCGGCCCCCUCCGACCGGCUUAGGGAUGAGCAUGCCCUGAUCGCAGCCUAUGUGAGCCAGCUCCAGAGUGGUGCACGCAGCGUCCUGGACAGUCCCAGCAGGCUGGACGAGGAGCACCGACUCAUCGCCCGCUACGCUGCCAGGCUAGCUGCGGAAGCUGGAAACGUGCCACGCCCACCCACCGACCUGGGGUUCAACUUCGAUGCCAACAAGCAGCAGCGGCAGCUGAUAGCAGAGCUGGAGAACAAGAACAGAGAGAUUCUGCAAGAAAUUCAGCGGCUGCGGCUGGAGCACGAACAGGCCUCUCAGCCGACACCAGAGAAAGCCCAGCAGAAUCCGACGUUGCUGGCGGAACUGCGGCUAUUGCGGCAAAGGAAGGAUGAGCUGGAGCAGCGAAUGUCCGCCCUUCAGGAGAGCCGGCGGGAGCUGAUGGUGCAACUGGAAGGGCUUAUGAAGCUGCUCAAGGAAGAGGAGCAAAAGCAGGCAGCUCAGGCCGCAGGGUCUCCUCCAACCUCCCCCGGCCACGGGACAGGGCGCUCCAUGCCCAUGCCCGUCCGGUCCACCUCCGCCGGCUCCACCCCAACUCACGGGCCCCAAGAUUCCCUGGCGGGCGUUGGAGGAGACGUCCAGGAAGCGUUUGCACAAGGGACCCGGCGAAACCUCCGUAAUGAUUUGCUGGUAGCAGCCGAUUCGAUCACGAACACAAUGUCAUCGUUGGUGAAGGAGCUUCAUUCGGGUGAGGAAGGCGGUGAGGAGGAGGAAGAAGAUAAGAUUCAGAACGGGAAGGACCGAGGUUAAGCGGAAGACUCCGCCCUGGCCAGCCAUUCAGGUAAAGAGGCGCGAGCUCCUCUUCUCAAGACGUUUCCACAUCCUUCCGACGAGGCGUUGCUCCAGCCGACCGACACAUCUGCCAUUGUCAAGUCGUGAGGACCGCAGCUCGCAGGGAAGCCGCCUCCACUGCCGCCUCUUUCCGACGGACCGUGUGGCAGCCUUCCUGGGGGGUGGGGAGGGAGGGGGCAUCUCCUUUGGUUUGCAUGUCCUGUUUCCAUCCGUGUCCCCCCCCCCAGUGCUUAAUUGGGCAGCACCUCAUCUCAAGUUUGGACGAGAAGACGUUGUCGAGAGCCGCUUCCAGGCAGAGACCGGCCAUGUCUCCUGCGAAGCAUCCUCUUCCCUCCCUGGCAGAGUGGUCACUUCACCACCCAUGGGCCACCACCACACACACACCCGUGCUCUCCAACCCCUCUUGGGGGAAAAAGCAGACUUCUUAUUCCAUGUGGUCAAGUUUCCUUGGGCAAAAUGUGGGUGGAAUGCUCUGUUGCGGAAUGCUCUGUUGCGGAAUGCUCUGUUGCGGAAGCCCCUCUGGCCUUUCCCAUGAAUCUUGGGUUCCCUGGGCCGUUUGCAGGUGCAGCUCACGCAGGACAGGCUGGGAGGCAAGUGGGAUGGAUGGCUCACUGGGAGGCGGGCAAUUCUGGCCUGCAGGGCACAGCCCAUCUGGGCGCCCCCCUCCCCCAUACAAAGCAUAGCCCCCACUUACUUCAACAGUGGUUGCACAGGGAGCAUCCUGGAGGAUGGGCUGCCCUUUGGCUCUUCCCCCCAGAGUCCCCGAAUGUCUUGUGCCGGCUCCAGUGACAAGAGGAGUGGGGCAGAGGGAAGCCCAGCCACCCUGUGGGGAAGCUUCAGGUGGUGAGGCAGCAGCAGCAGCAGCGCAACUCACUCAGUUGACUCGUAGCAUUGGAAGGUCCCCAAAAGGGCAUCUAGUCCACCCCCUGCCAUCCAGGACUCAUAAAAAGCAGCUGGUCUUUGAACAAAGAAGACCCUGGCCUACUUGGGUACUUGGCACCAGAAGCCAGUCUCUCUACCUGCUGGCUUUGUUUGGGGUUUGGAAAGUGGCUCUUAGUGAAUGGGCUAAAGGUGUAAAUGGGCGGGGAGGAGGGGCAACGAAUGAAGGCAGAGCAAUAAUCCCUGGAGCCCAGUUGGCACAGAGUGAGCUGCCCAGCUGCCCUGGCUCUCUGGGGGUGAGGAAGGGGGUGCCCACAUGUCUCUCCAUGUUCCAGAGAGAGAGAGAGAAAACAGCCAUGUUUGCUGGCGAUGUAGUCCAACCAAAAUAUUGUGAAUGGGCUGUCAAGCAAGGAAAGGAGUGUUGAUAACCUGUUGGGGCUGGGGGACUUUGCUCAAGGCGAGAAUCACAGAGCUGUCGAGUUGGGAGGGACCUCCAAAUAGCAUUUAGUGCAACCCCCUGCAAUGCAGGAAAUACAGCUAAAGCAUCCCUGGCCGAAAGGGCUCCUGGCUGUCCUUUGGUGUUGGACUCCGGCCGGUGAGGUGGGGGGGGGGGAGGAAGAGCUGCGUGAAUGUAGAAGAAUCAGCAGUCAGAAAGGAGGGGAUUCGGAGCAGAGCUUUCUCCCGAGUGAUUCUGACCCGUUGCCAAACACAGGGAAUGCCUUGCUUGGCUCAGACCAGACACCCUCCAUCUCGCUCAGCAGCCAAUCAGAGGCAAAAGACAGUGAAGGAAACCCACCUGCCCCCCCAUCCCUUGGCCUGCCAUCUUCCCUCUUUCAGCCCAAUUGUGCCCCUGCAAUAGCCUUCCAAAGCAUUGUCACAAUCCUCCCCCUGUUGAGGGCCCACUCCUACCUUUGGACUGGCCCCAGGAGGAGCCCCCUCCUCGGCCCCCCAUUACCCACUCCAAGACACCGGUCAGUGAUGCCCAGGGUGGUGACCAAGUCCCUGUCCCUCAACUCUCCUGGGAUUUCCUCUUCUGGCUUGCUGCCAGCCUGUGUGGAAAGUGACCUUCUAUGCCCCCCCCCAAAUGCCUUGCAAACCCUGCGCAUUUUAGCCUCCCAAGUGGUCUGGCAGAUGCUUCAGCACACCAGAGCCUGCUCUUAGUCUUCCUGAGAGUGGCAGGAGAUGGAGGGGCAGUUGGUGGCGAUGGGGCCACAGACCCUCUCUUCCUCCCCAGCAGCCAUGGGCAAGGGGGGUUGUUGGCCAGCCCCACGGCCACCUGCCAUUUUGAAAGCUCGGCUGGUCUCAGCCUUGCAGAUGCUCUGUGUGGGGCUGAGCCAGGGCUUUCCGGGGGCGCCUGCACAGUCUCUGCAUCUCUCACUUCCCCUGUGACAGCCAGGGCUGCUUCCGGUUGUGGAAAUCCCCCUUCGGUUGUGCAGCAUGGUGAGAAAAGGGGGCUGGGUAGGAGAAGGGGGGCCGAGCUCUUCUGCCUGCAGGGUCUGCUGAAGAGAGGCCAUGAAGCUCCCGGAACCAUCUUCUGCUUGUCAGAGGAGCUGGAGCUCUGCCAGAGCUCCGUUGUCAGGCUUGCUGGGGGGGCCCAACACCGCCUCCCGCUCUGCCUGGACCUCGGAGGCUCCCCUGGUUUCUGCCUCUUCUCCAGGUGCAAAGCUUCUGCUCUUGCAGUUCAGGGAAAACAGCCUCUGGCUGCUGGGGUUCCAGCUUGGGCUAAAAGAGAGGGAUUUGUCCCAGCCUGCGGGACGUCCCCCCACCACCCCAAGAUUGUUAUUAAUAAGAACAAAGGAGGGCGGUGUACAAUAUAAAAACUCAAAAACAUGUACCAUAGUAGCAAGCGAAAGCAAUGCACACACACACACACACAGUUUAAAAGGCUGUCGAUUGCUCCCUGUAGCCAAUGAAUAAUGCUUCCAAUUACCAGUUCCUGGGUCCCACAGGAGGGGAGAGGGUUCUUCUGCUCGAAUCCUGCUUGCGAGUUUGUGGGUAUCUGGUUGGCCACUGUGAGAGCAAGAUGCUGGUCGGAUCCCUUUGGUCCAGCAGGCUCUCCUUGUGGUCUUAAAGUGGGGCUUGGACACGAACCCUCUUUCCAAGGCACACUUCGCUUGCUGCCGUCCCGUCGGCCGGGGCCUCCUUUGCAGCCGCUCCCCAAGGGCUCCCGCUGUCCCUGUGGGGUGGCUGCCUCCGCCAUCCGGGGCUGCAGGCCUCACAGCUGCAGUGCAAAGGCCUCCAUGCCUUACUGUGGCUCAAAGUGGGGUCCCAGAAGGCUGUGGCUGGUGGGCUCCAGCCGGGGGGGCAAGAUUGGUUUAUGGUGUUGGCGGCCAGGCCAGCUGGCCAUUAUGACCCCCGUCCUCCUGCUCCUUGCAUUCCAUUUCUCACACCAACAGCAACUAGUUUUUCCUUAACCUCUGCAGGAGCACCUCUGGGGCCACAGAGCUGGGCCUGCAGCUCCUGGAAGCAACAGGGGAAAUUGCAGAGCCCAACCCCCUGUAAUGCCCGUCAUGAGGCUCGAACCCACGGCCCUGAGCUAUCCCAGGGAAGGUGCAAAGUGGGCAAAGGGAAGGAGGGGCUGGUUGUGCUUUCAUUCCAGCUGGGUCAGAAGCUCUCCCAAUUCUCUUGCUUCUGGGAAUCAACAACAGAGCUGCUUUUUUGUGGGGGGGGGGAGGGUCAGCUGCCUGUUCAUAUCUUCCCACAUCACGUCCCCCCAGAACUGCAGUUGGACUCUGUCUCAAAUGGCAUCUGUUGCCCCUGAAUCUGACCUUCCCUCAGAACAAGCAUCCAUGUGCAAAGUUACAUCCUGGAUAUUUUUUUACGAAGCAGGGGUGGCAAAUUGCCAGCCCCCUCCCAAGCCCCUGGUGAUGGUGGGCUUGGGUGGGCUCCUGGGGGAGAAAGGCACCGCCUUGCAGAUGCCUUCUGCAUUUUCAAAGUCACCCAGCAGCAAGGCGGAGAAGGCCUUGGCAGGCAGACUUGGCACCUGUGCCAGCCCCAAGCCCCUGGUGGCAGUGUGCCCUUCGCCCAGGGGCUUUUGUCACGGUGAGUUGAGGCCUGGGGAGCUUAGCCAAGUGCAAACAGGUGUGGGGAAGGUGACCGUAAAGGAAGUCGAGGCAGCGGGAGCUUUAGAGGGCAGCGACUGUGCCAGGGCUCUGGGGCUGGGGUGGUUGAGAGGGGCUGCUAGCCAACCCCCAGGCCUGUGCUCUGCAGAUAUCUGGCUAGUGAAAAGGAACGGUCUCAUUUUGCAACGGCCUCUGGAUAUUAGUUGCUGGAAAUCACAGGUGGGGAGAGGACAGCCGCUGUGCUCUGGUCCUGCUUGUGGGCAUCAGGUUGGCCACCACGAGGGCCUGGGACAUGGUGACGAUGUUGGAGGGGAGAAUGUGGCUGGGUGUUUCUGUGGAGCUACAGGAGAGGCAGAAGGAGGGAGGCCAGAGGAGAUGGAGUUUCCUCCCAGGUGGGAAGCGGAGGUGAAUCAGCUGGAUGCCAAGUGGGGGCCAUGAUAAGCAGACAGUGAUCAGGGGGGGGGGCAGGCCCCUGACGCUUAGGGCGGGCAUGUGCCUGAUCUCAGGUGCUGCUUGCCACACUGGGUAGCCGGAGCUCGUGCCAUGCCGCUGGGGUAGCAGGAUGGGCUCCCCUGAGUUAGCCAGGCUGUGAGGGAGGGCUGGGCUGGGCAGCGGCAUGGGGGGGAUCUGUGCCCUCCCAGAGCCCGGAGUCCUGGCACCUGCUUCCUGGCAGGACCUCAGGUGUGAGCACAUUGGAGAGGCCAUGUGGGGUCUGUGUUUUCCAGCCCAGGCUAGAUCUCAAGCGAUCACUAGGACUGCAACGGACACUUCCUUGCCCGCUGUGGAGCACCCCCGAAUCUGGCUGGGUGCUAGUUGAAGGCCAGUGUGAGGACCCUUGUAAGAAUUCCAGUUUACAACCACUUCCCCGCUUCUCAUGUCCCUGUGUCUGCCUGUGUGUGCGUGGGAGCACACACUUGAAUGUAUGAAUGUGAAUCCUGGGCAUGAGUGUUUUCGUUUUACAAAAAAGAAAAAGAAAAAAAAGGUUGAAAUACCUGGGAGAUUCUGUACAUGUUGGGGACACGUCUAAUUGCAAGCUGUAAACUGGAAGCCACGUUCUCUCAUCUGCCAAAUAUUUAAUAAAACCAGUCCCGUCCAUCUCA